AAAAGACCAGGUAGCCAUUAGAAUCAUCGGUGCUGUUUGGAAUUCGUGAUGAUUUAACUUCGAGCACGCCGUGCGAAUGCCCUCCAACGCGGGGGGGGGGGUAUCGCGAGCCGCAGACAACGAGAACCAUGGUUGCGAGUAACGAAAACCUACCAAUCUCCAGUGGAACAUUUUUCCUCGGAGAGAGAAUGAACUGCUAUAUAAGAGGUGUCGAAACCCAUACCAACUGUCUUAUUCCUUUCCCUCUUUAACUCAUCCUCAGCAAUAGCAACUGCCCUCAUUCUCGAAAGGAACAUCGCCUACCAUUGCAUAUUCUCUUUCUGACCUAGAACCACCCUAUACGAUAAGCGAAAUGGUUGCCAUCAAGAACCUCGUUGCUGUGGCCCUUGCCGGCUUCACCAUCGCCGCCCCCCUCGACACCACGGCCACGUCCACGUCCGCGUCCACGUCCACGUCCACGUCCACGAACUCGGCUGUCGCCGCCCCCGAGCCCGCCAAAAGCCGCAACUGCGACCAUCCCCUUGGACGCAUGCUCAUGCGCGUCUUGGCGGUGCCCAGCGAAAAGAGGCGGGCGGCCAAAGACCGCUGGGUCCAAUGCCUCCGUAACGGCACGGGGCUGUCCAAGCACUCCAAGAAUAUCCCCGCCAACAGCACCGUUAUCACCGGUAACAUCAUCAAGUGCAUUGGGGAGUUCGCCAAGGCCGUGGAUCUGUUCGCCGAGGAGAAGGGCUGCCCGAUGCCCAAGAAGAAGGAGUGUAAGGGAAACGAGCCCAAGGCAAUGGAGACCAAGGCUCCGGCCAGGAAGCAGCGCCCGCUCUCCGCACUCACAUUUGCCGUUGACUUCCUCUUCUGUCUCAAGGACACCAUGGAUAAUCGCAAGUGUAUCCAGGAGGCCCGGUGCAAAAUCGCCAAACUCAGAAAGGAGGAGGCCAGGCAGAAGACGACGCAAAAGGUAGAGCCGCGGGGCCUCGCCGUUGCCACCGACGACGACGACAACGACUUGCUCGUCGCAGACUACAUCGAGGGCCUCGCUCUUGACUCCGACGAUGCCGACGAGGUCGUGGACAGCAUGUUCGCGAUCUACCUUGAGGUUGGCGCGGCCACCCCCGAACUGGAAGCGGCUGUCUUGAAUGCCUCGGAGGUGAUAUAUUAGCCUUUUCUGACCAGUGUUCACAUUUGCGACCAGGUCCCGAGAAAGGCUUGCUUGGAGGAAGAUGGUCCGCAAUGGGAACUUGGAGCCGAAGACUUUUCUCCUAGCGUCUGAAUGUUUGAGAUUCAAUUUGAACUUCACGUAGCUGGGAUGCUCACCAAAAACGAUCGCAAGGUGGUGGUGGUGAGUGGGCAAGUGUUAAGUAGACCAAGUCGAUCUAAUAACCC
Messenger RNA from Colletotrichum destructivum, 1377 nucleotides. RefSeq lists its product as uncharacterized. The record is from RefSeq and is a predicted model, not a curated record. The coding region runs from base 353 to 1153 and encodes 266 amino acids. Lineage: Eukaryota; Fungi; Ascomycota; Sordariomycetes; Glomerellales; Glomerellaceae. The transcript has a single exon.